This is a messenger RNA of Aspergillus homomorphus CBS 101889, 1236 nucleotides long. Its product is annotated as putative alpha-1,6-mannosyltransferase subunit. Gene Ontology annotation, biological process: protein N-linked glycosylation. Bases 64 to 1020 code for a protein of 318 amino acids. Gene Ontology annotation, cellular component: Golgi membrane; mannan polymerase complex. NCBI's taxonomy places the organism in Eukaryota, Fungi, Ascomycota, Eurotiomycetes, Eurotiales, Aspergillaceae. The transcript has 3 exons. The record is from RefSeq and is a predicted model, not a curated record. Gene Ontology annotation, molecular function: alpha-1,6-mannosyltransferase activity.
CCUCCAACGACCUCUUUCUCCUCAGUCGCCCGGCAUCCGAUCGCUGGGACAGAUUUCACCAUCAUGCAGUUCGCUUUACCUCCGCGGAGGGCCCCGAUAACUCCUGUGUACGGACGAUCCUCGCGAUUCUCGUUACAGCGCAGGAAACAGCUCAAAGCCGUCGCCAUCUUAGCCGUUGCGCUCCUCACCAUAUUCUUCCUUCUCUCUCAACUCUUCUACACAAGCACUGGAACCACGGCAGUAUCCGCUGGCACCUCCGGUGUUGUCAUUGUCACGGUGUUAGACCGCGUGAGGUUCAGCGACGAGUACAUCCAGAAGAUCGUAAAGAACCGAGAAGACUACGCGAAGCGUCAUGGAUAUACGAAUUUCUUCGCCAACACAUCCGACUACGAGUCCUCGAUCGGCGACUCGCCGCAAAGCUGGGCGAUCAUCCCGGCCGUCCGGCAUGCGAUGGCCUCCCACCCUUACUCGCAGUACUUCUUCCACCUCGAUGCGCACGCCCUGAUCAUGAACCCGAGCAAAUCGCUCGCGUCGCACAUCCUCGACAAAAAGCGACUCGAGUCGCUCAUGCUCAAGGAGGUCUCCGUCGUGCCGCCCGACAGCAUCAUCAAGACCUUCUCGCAUGUCCACCCCGAGGACGUCGACCUGAUCAUCACCACCGACAACGAGGAUAUGAGCCCUGGGAGUUUUGUGCUCCGCCAAGGGGAAUUCGCCAAGUUCUUCCUCGACUUAUGGUUUGAUCCAUUGUAUCGGAGUCAUAACUUCGCGAAGGCGGAGACACAUGUGUUGGAUCACAUCAUCCAAUGGCAUCCGACCAUUCUCGCCCGUUUGGCGCUCCUUCCUCAGCGAACCAUUAAUGCCUACAGCAAGGAUUGCACGGCGGCGGCGGCGAACGGUGUAUACAAGGACGGUGAUUUUGUCAUCCGAUUCCUUGGCUGUGACACCGAUACGAGGCGGAGCUGUGAGAGGGAGGUGGAGCCGUACUAUCGCCUUUGGCAGACCAAGUUGAAGACCGAGUGACGGGUUGCCAACUGGGGGUUUGCUUUCACUAGCUGGGUUCCGGAGUUGUGUAACUGUGGGCUGGGGAUGGGCGCGAACCCGUGUUCCUUGCUUCUAUUUUAUCUUUCCGGUGUUUCUGCGGCGUUUGUUAAGGAUGUCCCACAUAGAGCGAGCGGGUGUAUUAUUAUAGGCUGGACUGGAACUACUUCUUUUCUUCGUGUUGUAUUGUUUGCUCAU